Molecule: messenger RNA, 3791 nt
Organism: Pogoniulus pusillus (Red-fronted tinkerbird)
Lineage: Eukaryota; Metazoa; Chordata; Aves; Piciformes; Lybiidae
Gene: BRAP
Product: BRCA1 associated protein
Exons: 12
Coding region: 103-1878 (591 amino acids)
Biological process (GO): Ras protein signal transduction; protein ubiquitination
Cellular component (GO): cytoplasm
Molecular function (GO): zinc ion binding; nucleic acid binding; ubiquitin protein ligase activity
Source: RefSeq, a predicted model, not a curated record
GGGGUCAGAGGGGAAAGGUGCGGGAGGCGGAAGCGGCGCUGCAGCUCGGUUGGCCUCUUCGGAGCGCGGUGGCGGCGCAGGCGGCCCACGGUGCCCGGGCCCAUGAGCGUGUCCCUGGUGGUGAUCCGGCUGGAACUGGCCGAGCACUCGCCGCUGCCCGAGGGCUUCGCUUACAGCGCGGUUGCUCCGGAGAUGGCUGCGGAGGGCACCGGGGCGACCCCGGCUGCUGUGCCGGCUUGUUUGGAGGGGAAAGGCCCCGGGGAGCGGGCGGCCAUCCUCCACCAGCACCUCGGUCGCAGGGAGAUGACCGACAUGAUCAUUGAGACCAUCCAGCCGCGUUCAGAUGAAACUGAAGCUGCUGUGGAAGGGAGAAAAUCUUCAGAGGCUGCAUCUGCUGAGGACAAAACCAGACAUGAUGAUCAGAGCAAAGAGCGUGAGGUUGCUCCAGACUCGCCGUCAAAACAGCUCCCUGACCAGAUUUCCUUCUUCAGUGGCAAUCCCUCGGUUGAAAUCGUUCAUGGCAUCAUGCACCUGUACAAAACAAACAAGAUGACCUCGUUAAAAGAAGACGUGAGGCGCAGUGCCAUGCUGUGCAUCCUCACGGUCCCUGCUACAAUGACCAGCCAUGACCUCAUGAAGUUUGUGGCCUCCUUCUAUGAAGUAAUUGAGCACAUGAAAAUCAUCAGAGAUUCCACUCCAAACCAGUACAUGGUGCUGAUAAAGUUUAGCUCUCAGGCGGAUGCAGACAGCUUUUACAUGGCCUGCAAUGGCAGGCAGUUCAACUCGAUUGAGGAGGAUGUCUGCCAGCUGGUGUAUGUGGAGAGGGCUGAGGUCUUCAAAUCAGAAGAUGGGGCCAGCUUGCCUGUGAUGGAUCUGACAGAGCUCCCAAAGUGCACAGUGUGCCUGGAGAGGAUGGAUGAGUCCGUGAACGGGAUCCUCACCACACUGUGCAACCACAGCUUUCAUAGCCAGUGUCUGCAGCGGUGGGAGGACACCACGUGUCCUGUCUGCAGAUACUGCCAAACACCUGAACCAGUGGAAGAGAACAAGUGUUUUGAGUGUGGAGUUCAAGAAAACCUCUGGAUCUGUUUGAUAUGUGGGCACAUAGGCUGCGGGCGCUACGUGAGUCGCCAUGCUUACAAGCACUUCGAGGAGACCCAGCACACCUAUGCCAUGCAGCUGACCAACCACAGAGUCUGGGACUAUGCUGGAGAUAACUACGUCCAUCGACUGGUUGCAAGUAAAACCGAUGGGAAGAUCGUUCAGUAUGAGUGUGAGGGAGAUAUGUGUCAGGAAGAGAAAAUUGAUGCCUUGCAAUUAGAGUACUCCUACCUGCUGACAAGCCAGCUGGAAUCCCAGCGAAUCUACUGGGAGAACAAGAUAGUCCGAAUAGAAAAGGACACGGCCGAGGAGAUUAACAACAUGAAGACCAAAUUUAAAGAGACCAUUGAGAAGUGUGACAGUCUGGAACAGAGGCUGAAUGACUUGCUCAAAGAAAAGCAGUCUGUGGAGAGGAAGUGUUCCCAGCUGAACAACAAGGUGGCUAAACUGUCCAACGAGCUGAAGGAGGAGCAAGAACUGAAUAAAUGUUUGCGAGCAAAUCAAGCCUUGCUUCAGAACAAACUGAAGGAGGAGGAGAGGGUGUUGAAGGAAACCUGUGAGCAGAAGGACCUGCAGAUCUCAGAGAUCCAGGAGCAGUUGCGGGAUGUCAUGUUCUACCUAGAGACACAACAGAAAAUCAAUCACCUCCCAGCUGAGACCCGACAAGAGAUUCAGGAAGGACAAAUCAACAUUGCAGUGGCAUCUUCUGCCAGCUCCUCAGCAGGGAGCACAGGAAAACCUUCUUCCAGGAGAGGCCGUGGCAAGAGGGGCAAAUGAAGAUCCAAAUGCCCUGCUCCCGUUCUGAAACUGGCCAUGCUGGUGCAAGGCCAGGCUCACCUCUUGGGACUCCAGCUGGGAAUUCCCAGUUCACUAAAUUCCAGCUAGAAAUUUGUCUUCAGAGCUGCUCAUAAAACUGGCUGCCAGUCACUGGAGGUGUCUGUGGUAUUUAAAAGCAUUUCACUGCACUAUUUAGCUCUUUUUUUAGGCAGAUCUUAAUGACCAUUUUGCCUUCCUACCUAUCCAAAGCCCCUCCUGUCAUGCAUUUGACUUUCUCCUUAGAGAGUGUGCUGGUUUGGAUGGGUGUGUUUAUAUUCACUGCAUUCCCUAUUGAGAUGCUAUAGAGUAAGCUAGGCCCAGUGUGGAAGGCUUUCCCAGAAUUAAAAGCAUUUGAAGUUAAGUGAUUUUAUUUAAUGAAGAGUGUCAGUUAGAUUACACACAUCUCCUUUUAGUAUUCUGAUAUCCUGAUGCUGCAGAACUGCUAGUACAGGAGCAGAGCUGUAGUUUGGAAGGAGGAGGGAGUGAGGUGUGGAAAAUAAACCAUCUUAGUGAUGUAAGAACCUGGGAAGUCCCAAAGGCUGGUAAUGCAGGAUAUUAAAGGCUUCAAGGGACUAUCUCUUUCUUCAGUUUGAAGAUGGCCUUUGCAAGGCCAUUGCUGGCAGCUUUUGGGGCAGAAAAUACGGAAUUUUUUUAUUCUGGACACUAUUUAAUAUUACUUUACAGGUAUUUCUACAAAGACUGGUACAGGUUGUGUAGUAACAGUGUUCUGAUCUCCUGGAGCAGGGUGUGGGUGCAUUCCCUCUGUGAGCUGCACUAGGGAUGUGUUGGGAUAAGCUCCAGUGCUGCUCUCCUCAGAGUGAGGUGGGAAGAAUGACUAAUGUGGUGUUUUAAACACUGUCCUCCUUGAUUCGUGGCUGUAACCAACCUUGGCCAGACUGCUGUGCUGAGCUGGGCACAUGCUUCCCUGCCAUCAGAGCCUCACCACUAGAUGUGGCCCUUUUCAGUUCCUGCAAUCACUUGGCAGCUGCCUGUUCUGCUCUGGAAUGUGGCACUGUCCAAAAUCUCAGCUGGAAAGGCUUUCCUGUUACUUGUCCCAAAGGUAUGCAGACCCUGGAAAGGAAAUUUGUGGGCAAAUGGGGUACUUGGGUUGUUUGUCACUUAGACUCGCUGCUCUGGGGGUUGGGAGGAGUUUUGCCUAUCCUGGUUGCUGUGUUGAGCUCAGCAAUCUGAGAAUUUAGAAGUUAAUUCUUAAUUACAAGUGGCUGGGGGAGUCCCAUGGUUGUGUUUUCAGACCACAGUAUGAUCCUUUUUGUUGUUCAAACUAGGAACAGUUCUGAUCUUAGUCUGUUACACUGAAAACAGCACUGACUUACCAGCUCCAAACUGGAAUAAAGCAAGCAACCACCCAAUCCUUUAUUAGCUAGAAGCUGUUCUUUUGGGUCAGAUGGAAGGAGUGAGUUCCAAUAAACAGAAUGACUCUGGGAAGGUGAGUUGUUACAAUCUGCUUCCUGCCUUCACGGACUGGAAGUGUUGAACUGGCUCACUCUGAAACACAGGGCACUCAUUAGUGCACUCAUUGCAUCCAGUGCUUGGGUUUGGAGCUCAGCCUCAGUCAUCUGGAACUUCUUCUACCUUUUCUAACUUUGUAGCAUGAAUGUACACUAACUCUUUUCUAGCGUGUGGGUUGUACAACCAGGCCUCUGCCUUCUGUAAAUGAUCCUGGGGACCUAGAGAUAUCCAAGGUGGCUUGCUCUCCUAUAGAAACUAUUUUAUUUAAGAGAUAUUUUUACACCAUCUAAGAUCCUCUGACCUUUUGCUGAAAGCUUGCUUUGUGUAGGACACUAAGAUGCUGUAUUGUAUCUUGGAAUUCAUUUUCAAAAAAUGUGAUGGAAAAUUAAACCAGCAUUGCAGGA